Messenger RNA from Penaeus chinensis, 1950 nucleotides. RefSeq lists its product as uncharacterized. The record is from RefSeq and is a predicted model, not a curated record. The coding region runs from base 128 to 1360 and encodes 410 amino acids. Gene Ontology annotation, molecular function: DNA-binding transcription factor activity. The transcript has 8 exons. Lineage: Eukaryota; Metazoa; Arthropoda; Malacostraca; Decapoda; Penaeidae.
GCGAACCAUUUCGAAAGCGAUCGUUCGAGGCGUCUCUGCAUGUAAACAUCUCGCGGGAGAGACGCUCGCGGAGAACUUUUUGAGUCGAGGAUUCCUGCCAGCCAAGGAAGCGAUAGAUGUCGUCACUAUGUCGACCUAUCAAGUGAGGUCGCUAGAGGAGGCCGACCAGAUAAUCCGGGAGCACGAGAGGAAGACCAAGACGACCUAUGCCCUCCUGAGAUCCACCAAGAACUUCGGCUGUGUUGAUGUACCAGCUUGUGCCAAUGAUGAAAAUGAAGUACGGUUUGAAACAGUUGGUGUGCCAUAUUGUGGAGUACCAUUCUUUGUUGCUGGGCUAAAGAUUCUCCAGUGUCAGUCAUAUCGAGGAAGAGGAGGAAGAAAGAAGAAGGAAAUAAAGAUAGAGCUAACAGGUUCAGGUGCUGGAGUCAUUGGGGAGGCAGGUGUUGGUGAUGCUGGUGGUGAAGAGGAUGACCCUCCACAAAAACCUAUCGUAAAAAAGAAGAAGAAAGCUGGUCGUACACACAAAGUAGGAUGCACUGCUACCAUCAUAAUGAAAGAAGUCAUCUAUUAUCCAGAAUUUCAGCUCUUUGAACACUCAAAGAACAACCGGAUUGCAGUAGCUAGACAGCUAAAGGAUGCCUUAAAAUCAAAGACCCCAGUACAGAAAGACCGCAUCAUAUACGUUACAGUUCCUGCAAUGUCUGAUCACUUUGGCCACACAGUUGGAAUUGGCACAACAAAGCAGGCAGCAGCUAAGAGAUUGUAUGUGAAAAAUGACUUUUAUGGACACAAUGAGCCAGGGUCAAGCAAGAGAGUUUACUAUCCUGUAAAACAAGAAAAGUUAAAUAUGGCACAGCUUACUAAGAGGAUGAAAGUGGAUGAAGAUGACAUUGAAGCUAGAGCAAAAGAAGUGCGGGAAAUGUUGCAAGGCAUCAUGGGACUAACAUAUAAGCAACCAGGAACAACAGAAGCUUAUCGUGAGCUCUUCAAAGAUCUGAUGCAGGCAAAGUUAAAAUAUCAGCAGACAAUGGACUCAUUACUAGGAGGCAGCCAAAACUCCCAGAUCCAUACUGUAGAUGGUAUUGUUGGACAAAAUGGAGAGCCACUGGAUACUACUACUGGUGAGGGCACGGGAGACACUUGGCCAGUGCCAAGGACUGUCACAGUUACAGCUCCAACAGUUCCAAGUGCUACACUACCCACAGUUUCUGCUACUACUACAGUAACUACCAUUGCAGCAUCGCAAGUGCAGCAAAACCCUGGAACUGCUGCUGCUGCCACAUCAACUGCAGAUGGUAAUAAUCAGGAGACAAGCAUCUUUAUUGAAGCCAUGGAAGCUAUACUUAACUCACAGAUGUAGGUUUAAUCUCUGAGUAGGACUCAAUAAAUCUUCAAAUAAAAGCUUAGAGCAAUCAAAGCUCUAGAGUAGAAAGAAACUUUUUAUUUAGCUUUCAUAAAUUCAACUUGAGGGUAAAAAUGAAGUGCUUCUUAACUAGAAAGGAGUGAGCAUGGAAAAAAAAAUGGAAGUUUGUGUCAUUUUUCACUGAAGAGAUUUGUUUUUCCAAGUGUAUAUUGGGUAUAAAAGAAAGUGUGAUGAUAAGAAUUGUUUUGAUAUCAACCAGUCUAGAGGGUCAUGAAUAUUUAAACACUGUCAUAAUGUAAAGUCUGCAAAAGUUUUGAUCAGGCCACUUCUGCCCAUCCCAGAGUUUUGGAAGUGUCUUUCUGGAUGUGCCCUCUGCUAACUGUUAAAAGGGCAUCCUGUGCAUAAAUACACUUCUUUCAUACUAGGUGAACCUUUACUCAGACUGUAUUGAAGCCAUGGAAGCUUCAAUACACACACUGUAUUACUUUUAGAUCAUAUUGCUGUGUGUGUAUAUAUAAAGAAAAGCAUAGUUAUAUAUAUGCACACACACACACACACACACACACACACACACACACACACACACA